AUUGUGUCGACACCGGAAGACCGCUUUUCCAAUAUAAACCGUGAGCAGUUUCCAGUAGGCUACAACAAGAGCAGAUCACUGACGCUGCACUAAGUCCCCACAAGACAAGAUGAACGCCGCUGUAGUUCUCGUCCUCUUCUCCGUCUUGGUUGCGACACAAGCAAAACCGGACCCGGAUGUGUGCGAUGUGAUCAAGGUGGAAAGUUGGAACUACAAGUAUGCCGAGAAGGAUGUGGAAGAUGCCACAUGGGUCCUCAACAUGACGGUCGUCGAUCAACAGUCCGCGGCUAAAUGUAACCUGGGCGAAUCCUUCGGCUACCAGAAAGCCACCCUGUGGGUGGAUGACGGCUGUCGUGCCGACUUCAAAGUGUGCUAUCUGGCGAGCUCGACUGAGUGCAGUGUAAUCAGGGCGGAAAGUUGGAGCUACAAGUACUCAGAGAAAAAGGUGACGGGGGCCGCAUUGUUCAUCAGCAUGGCCGUUGAAGAUCGGCAGUCCGAGGCUGGCUGCAGUCUGGAUAAAUCCUUCGGCUUCUACAAUCAGAACUCCACAGUGUGGGUGGAUCAUGGCUGCCGUGCUGACUUCAAUGUCUGUUAUGUCCGAGGCAGCACCAGCAGCACUACUGUAAACGUGAGCAGCUGGAACUACAAGUACGCCACCAAGGCUCUCCCCUCCGCCUCCUGCAUCUACUCCAUGCAAGUGGCCAAGCAACAGUCCGCAGCCGCCUGCACUUUCGGAAAAACUUUUGGUUUUGUGGCCAAUACCAUGUGGGUCAGCGAUGGCUGCAGAGCUGACUUCAGUGUCAGCUAUUACUCCGCUUAAGCUUUCUUAAAUCCGUCAUAGUCCAUUGACAAGUUUUGUUUUAUUAAAAUAUUAAUCGGAAACAACAA
Messenger RNA from Aplysia californica (California sea hare), 888 nucleotides. Its product is annotated as lectin ADEL. The coding region runs from base 110 to 820 and encodes 236 amino acids. The transcript is spliced from 4 exons. The record is from RefSeq and is a predicted model, not a curated record. Lineage: Eukaryota; Metazoa; Mollusca; Gastropoda; Aplysiida; Aplysiidae.